Molecule: messenger RNA, 1509 nt
Organism: Lolium perenne
Lineage: Eukaryota; Viridiplantae; Streptophyta; Magnoliopsida; Poales; Poaceae
Molecular function (GO): protein binding
Source: RefSeq, a predicted model, not a curated record
AUGGGAGCAGUAUUGUCCUUGUUCGCCGUCGUCGCCGAUGCAGCCAGGGUGGCCGCGCAAUGGAGGUUAAUCCCACCAGACGCCGCCCCCGCUGUCAGCGACCAGCAUUGGUGUGACCUGCCAGACGACCUCUUGUUCACCAUCAUGUCGGCGCUGGACGUCCCCGAUCUCCGGCGCUCCGGCGCGGUCUGCGCGUCCUGGCGGCAAGCCCACAAAGCCUUCAACCUCGCCGCCCUGGAAAAGGCUCCGUGCCUCCUCUAUGCCUGCGAGCAGUACGGUCCCAACGACGUCGCACUUUACUGCCCCACCGCCGACGCCACCUUCCGGGUCCCCUUCCCGGGGCAGCCCCACUAUAAGCGGGGCUUCACCUUCUCUUGUUCCGGCGGCUGGGUGUUCACCACCGACGAGGUCGGCAACCCAUACCUCCUGAACCCCCUCACCGGUGUCCACGCCACGCUCCCUCCAAUGAAGACCAUCUACGACAGAGCCACCUACUACGACGACCAUGGCAAGCAUGUCUGGAAAGCUAACCCCGACGGCGGUGGCUUAGACAGCUAUAGUUGGGCCCGACAUGACUUGUAUCUUCGCGUCGCCAUCUCAUCCGCUGCCAAGGUGACGGAAUGCGUCGUCUUGAUCGCGCACUACCCAGAUCGUAGGCUCUCCUUCGCCAGGCCUGGAGAUGAAGACUGGACGUUGCUCAACGAGCAUACGCGCACCGUCUGCGACGUCCUUUACAAUGACAAUGAUGGCUUGUUCUACAUUCUCUAUGCUCGUGGUUCCAUCUCUGCAUUAGAUCUCAGCGGGCCUGCACCAUCACCGACCACCACGAUCCUGCCCCGCAUGCUAGAUGCGCCCAGGUUCUGUGACAUGUACCUCGCCAUUGGGCCAUCAGGCCAACUCCUGCAGGUCUGGAGGGAACACAAAGAUACUCCAGACAGCUGGGAUGGGUACACUUACGAAGACAUCGUGGGCGGGGCAUGUGAAGGCUGCGUAGAUUUCGCAGGCGAAAAUGACAACGAUGUCAAGUCAAGGGCCGAAGACAUAGACGAAGAGGAAGACGCACCCUACCAAGUUGACACGGCCGACCAAGAGAUUGAUGCAUCGCAACUGCUCCGCGAAGGCAUGGACAUGCCACAUCGGCUUUUGUACGAGGUCGCCACGAAUGAGCUCCUGGUCUUGGAGGUCGAUACUGAAGAGGACAAGUUGGUGGAGCUGAGGGAUAUUGGAGACUACGCGCUCUUCCUCGGGCUCAACUCCGCCGUGUGCAUUCCGACUAAGCAUUUUCCCGUGUUCCAACCAAAUUGUGCCUACCUCACCGACGAUUGCACUAUCUACACAGCCCAAUGCUGCGAAAAGACCUUGGCGUUUGGAAUAUCAAGAAGAGGACUAUGCAAAAACUUGCCGGCGUGUUGCCGAACCUGCAUCCUUGGCUACAUUUACCGGCUCCAAUCUGGAUCAUGCCCAAGUUUUAACUUUUUAUUUGUGGAUAUUGAGCAAAGCCAAAGUUAA